Nelumbo nucifera (sacred lotus) is the source of this 3168-nucleotide messenger RNA. RefSeq names its product LRR receptor-like serine/threonine-protein kinase EFR. Gene Ontology annotation, molecular function: ATP binding; protein kinase activity; protein binding. The record is from RefSeq and is a predicted model, not a curated record. Gene Ontology annotation, biological process: protein phosphorylation. Lineage: Eukaryota; Viridiplantae; Streptophyta; Magnoliopsida; Proteales; Nelumbonaceae.
AUGGACUCGCCUGCACCAGAGUUCAUUAGUCAUUUGUUUGGAGUUAGUGCUGAUUCCUCCAUGCAACUGCUCCUGAUCAUGGUGGAGGAUAAGGUCCUUAGUAUAGUGCAUGAGGAAUUAAAUGAAUCAAUAGAAGAUGUGGUGAGAACUGUUGCCACAACCAAAUUUGGAAACGAUACAGACAGACUAGCCUUGCUUGAGUUCAAGAAUCGGAUCAUUAAUGGCGAUUCCCUUGGAGCACUUGGUUCUUGGAACGAUUCUCUCCAUUUCUGUCAAUGGCCUGGUGUCACAUGUGGUCGUCGUAGGCAUCAACGAGUUACUGUCCUCAACUUACAAAACCUUGAUCUUCUUGGAACUAUAUCUCCUUACAUUGGGAACCUCACUUUUCUUCAAACUAUCAACCUCCAAAAUAACUUCUUCCAUGGCGCCAUCCCCCAAGAGGUUGGUCAUUUGUUCCGUCUACACAAUAUCUCUGUUAACAAUAAUACUCUAGAAGGAGAGAUACCAACUAAUCUGACCCACUGCUAUAACCUCAGAGUCCUCGAUGUGAAGUAUAACAACCUCAACGGAAAGAUUCCUAGAGAACUUGGGUCUUUGUCCAAACUUACUUCUUUCUACCUACGUCGCAACUACUUCAUCGGACCGAUACCAGCUUCUUUAGGGAACCUUUCAUCGCUACGAGAUCUUGCGAUAUCAGAGAAUGGUUUGGAGGGAAAUGUUCCAGAAGAUCUAGGCCGACUGACACACUUGACUUACCUUUCUAUUCAUUUAAAUAAUCUCUCUGGUAUGCUCCCUAACUCACUUUACAAUAUAUCAUCUCUCAAGAUCAUUUCUGCCUCAGACAAUCAAAUGCAUGGGAGCCUUCCACCAGAUAUAGGCCUCACCCUUCCAAAUCUCAGUUUUUUCAGUAUUCCUUCAAACCGAUUUACUGGAGGAAUUCCAGUUACCCUGCUUAACAUUUCAAAACUCGAAACAUUUGAUAUUGGCGAUAACAGUUUUGGUGGAACAGUCCCCACUCACCUGGGUGUCCUUCGAAAUCUCUACUGGCUAAACAUUGCUUAUAAUGGAUUUGAAUCUGAUGAAUUAAGCUUCCUCGCUUCCUUAGCCAACUGCUCAUAUUUACGAGUAUUGAACGUAAAUGACAAUAUGCUCAGAGGUUCAUUGCCGAGCGCUAUAGCCAACCUCUCCAUCCGGCUUGAAUAUUUAGCCCUUGGAGGCAACCAAAUAUCUGGAAGCAUCCCCACAGAAAUUGAUAAUCUCAUCAGUUUAUUAGCGUUUGGCGUGGAGGAAAAUUUCUUAACUGGUAAAAUUCCUCCUACCGUAGGAAAGCUCCAGAAUCUAAAUGAAUUGAACUUGAGGGACAAUAGAUUCUUUGGAUUGAUUCCAUCCUCCAUAUGCAACAUCACUUUUCUCUAUAAACUCGACUUAGGAGGGAAUAAACUUGGUGGAAGAAUUCCUUCUAGCCUUGGAAAUUGCCAAAAUCUACAAGUAUUGAAACUUGAUUACAACAAUCUUAGCGGUACCAUACCCAAAUCCAUAUUUGGACUUUCUACCCUAUUGACGAACCUUAGCCUAGCUCAUAAUUCUCUUUCAGGUUCUCUACCAUUGGAAAUAGGCAAGUUACAAAAUAUUGGAUUUCUGGAUGUCAGCGAAAAUAAGUUAUCGGGUGAAAUUCCUACCACCAUUGGUGAUUGUUUCAGUUUAGAAUACCUUUCUUUGGAGGGUAACUUCUUUAAUGGAACUAUUCCGCUGACACUGGGUUCAUUGAAAGGUAUUCGAAUUCUAGAUCUUUCAAGGAACAACUUAUCAGGGUGGAUACCAGAAGAUGUUGAAAAUCUCGCCUUUUUGGAAAGUAUGAAUCUAUCAUUCAACAAUCUUGAGGGUGAGGUACCAACUAAAGGAGCUUUUGCUAAUCCAAGUAUAAUUUCAGUGGUUGGAAAUGAUAAGCUUUGUGGGGGUAUCAUGGAACUACAUUUGCCAAUUUGCUCAUCAAAUUCUACAAAAAGAAGAAAGUCUUCUAACACCAAAGUACUAAUCAGUAUAACUACUGUGGUUCCUUGUUGUUUCCUCUUGCUAUCAUGUUUCCUAAUUAUUCUUUAUUGGAAAAGAAACUCCAAAAGGAAACCUUCGGAUACACCUCCCAUGAAUGAUCAUCAACUUCUAAAGGUUUCUUACAAGGAACUCUUUCAAGCUACCGGCGGAUUUUCUAUGGAGAAUUUAAUUGGCUCGGGUAGCUUUGGCUUUGUGUACAAAGGAAUUCUCAGUCAAGGAACAAUUGUUGCAGUAAAGGUUCUCAAUCUUCAGCGACCAAGAGCUACCAAAAGUUUCAUGGCUGAAUGCAAUGCAUUGAGAAACAUUCGGCAUCGAAAUCUGGUUAAGCUUUUAACUUGUUGUUCAAGUUUGGAUAUAAUAGGGAAUGAUUUCAAAGCUCUAGUUUUUCAUUAUAUGCCCAAUGGAAGUCUUGAUGAGUGGUUGCAUUUGGAUGUGAAUACACACAGAGGGAGUCUAAACAUUCUUCAAAGGUUAAAUAUUGCAAUUGAUGUAGCCACGGCAUUGGAUUAUCUUCAUCACCAUUGUCAAACACCAAUAGUUCAUUGUGAUUUGAAGCCGAGCAAUGUUCUUCUUGAUAAUGAUAUGACCGCUCAUAUUAGUGACUUCGGUCUAGCAAAGCUACUCUUACAAGUCAGCAAUGAUUCUUGUUCGAUCCAAACUAGCUCAUUUAGAUUGAAGGGGACUAUUGGCUACACUGCUCCAGAGUAUGGUACAAGUGGUGAAGUAUCAACACAUGGAGAUGUGUACAGCUAUGGAAUCCUCUUGCUAGAGAUGUUUACCGGAAGAAGACCAACAGAUGAAAUGUUUAGAGAUGAUUUUAACCUCCAUAAAUUUGCAAAGACGGCUUUGUCUGAACAAGCUGUGAUCAGGAUUCUGGAUCCAACAUUACUCCUAACCAACCAUGUAAGAGGAGAAAUAGAAGAUGAAGCCACAACGAACUUUGAAAAUCUUGAUCACAAUUACGUGGCGGAUAAAAUGCAAGAGUGUAUCACUUCAGUACUGAAAAUUGGAGUCCAAUGCUCCGCUGAAUCUCCCAGAGAAAGAAUGGACAUGAGUGAUGUUGUAAGGGAAUUGAUCAAAAUCAAGGAAAUCUCUCUUGAAACCGGCGUUCAUUAA